Molecule: messenger RNA, 13541 nt
Organism: Pocillopora meandrina
Lineage: Eukaryota; Metazoa; Cnidaria; Anthozoa; Scleractinia; Pocilloporidae
Source: the annotation of a GenBank genome assembly
AUGCAGCCAAAAGAGGGUGAAAUGGCUUCAAGACAGACUGGAAAAGUACUGCUUACAGCUAAAAGCUACUGCCACUUAUACAACAGGUUGUUGUUAGCAAGAAGCAAGGUACUAAACUUUGCCAAAUAGACUGAUAUUAUUAUUCUUUCAGUAAUCAUAAUGGUUCACAAAUGAUGACUAGAUAUAAAUACAGUUGAUGAUCUUACAGUGCUUAUUUUCUAUCAUACACCUUCCAUGAACUGUAUGGGAACUGUAUAAAAUGUUAAUAUACUUCAACUAAUUAAAAGCUAUUUCCUUCAAACCAGACCCCUGAGACCCCUGAAUUAGGAUUAAAAGAUCAGAUUUCUGAAAAGCUGUGGAAUCAACUCACAGAGGGACAACAACAACUACUUAAUAAUGAAAAAGGGAGACCAGCUAGUACACUGGACAACAAACAGGCAGCACCUAUUGUGAAGGAAAUUGCUAAAAUGCAGUUAGCAGGCUCCAAGGCACUUGGUAACCUAUAGAUUUUUCUGAAGAUCAUUUUCAUUUCCUUAAAAUAGAUUCAAAACCAGGAAGCUAAUGCUUGCGUACCUGAAUAUACAGUUACACUGCUUCUACAUACCGUCAUACAACUGACCCAUCCCAGAAACAAAUCCCUGAAACAUGAAAUCUUCUUUUCAUAACCGUAUUGUAGUUUUCUAACAAAGGUGAGACAACAAACACACAUAUAUUAAACCAUGUUACUUUUCUAAAAGCCCCAGUUUUGAAAAGUUGUUGACAGUUAUCUCACAACUCUUUGCACUUUGUCAUCUUAUGAAAGUUCAUCACCUCUCUUUUUUGAUAUCUGUCUUGGAUAGAGCCAACCUGUAGAGAGAGUUUUCCCUAAAUACAAAAUCUUUCACUUUGUAGGAUCAAUCUCAGCGACUUCUGUUGAUGAAAAGGAAAGAGAUGAACAUCCAGUUAUACACGUAGUAACUGACACUGUUCUACAGAAUGAGAAGGAAAAUACUUUUCGGAGAAAAGAGCUUGUCUCAAAAAGGUAACCUUGAACUGCUAUCAGUGGCUUAAGAGCCUGACUAGGUGGAUGUUAAUUGAUAAAGUCCUUUGAUAUUUUGAAGUUAUCAUAAAAUUUAAAGAGAUCUUCUCAAACAGGAAACAACGGAAGAGGUCACAUGGCUCCAAAGGUGGUAGUAAUCAGUCAUCAUCUCACAGCUUGAUGCAGAUGUUUCCUCCAACAACUCCAAAGGAGGAUCAGUCUGAUCAAGAAUCUGAUACCACUGCUGAACCACAAUCAGAACCAGAGGAUUUUGAUGAUCAACGAUCUGUUUCUGUGGUUAGUUCUGUGGGCAUUCAAGACUUAGAGGGACAUGAAGCUGAUACCAAGGACAUUCCAACAAUGGAGGUUUCUGAGACAGCUGAUACACCAUUUGGUAUGUUAUGAAUUAAUGAUCUUACUCUUUAAUCCCUUAGAGUGACUAAAAUCAAAUUUUUUCUUUCCGUGUCACUGCUGAACCAAACAUUACUGUCAAAGAAGCUCUUGUUUUUUAAUAAAUUUUCCUCGUCAGUAAAAUAGUAAAUGUAGAGAGAACAGAAUGGAGAAUGUGUAUACUGGUGUAAUUUUGUAAAGGGUUAAGGUUACCUCCUGUAGGCUAAGUAGCCCAUUACUCCUGGUUUGUAUCCAUGAAGAUAUCCAUAGAAUGAUUGUAGCAAGUAAAACUAAUAAUAAUUGUAGCUACACAUCCUGGAUGGAAUGCAAGCUCAUCUCGGGUAAGAAUAGGUCAGCAGGGUAUCAAGUUUCCAUGAUAGUUGGUUAGGAGUCAUAUAACUUUGCAUGCUCCUGGGAGGAGAGAGACACAAGUGUCAGCUGUCUAAGAACACAACAUGCAAGGGCUCAACAUGCUCAAAUUUCAAAUUUUCAUGAUUGUGUAGUGUCAUUUGGUGGAUUUACACUGUAAAGCAAUGGUUAGCCCUUUACACCCUAACAUUAGUAAGUACUUACAUACAGUAUUGACCUGGAGAAUUUGUUUAACAAUCAAGAGCUUCUUGACUGAGAUGCGAGUCACACUUGGAGACUGAAGGGUUAAAAAGAUUGGCCAUUUCUUCAGUUUACUUUACCAGUGAGAAUCCUUUUCCUGAUGGUUUUUGCAGUCUGUGUGUGUUUUUUUGCUUGAAUAUUUAAGUCUAUGUAACACUCUGAAUCAGCUUUAAAUCUUCUUGUUGUUGCCUUUUAGGUACAGAAGGUUCACCAAAAAGCAAAACUGACAGAGCAAGGCUUGGAAACUUGAGAGCAAUUUCUACAGCAGACACAAGGAACGAGGAAGGUGAAAACAUGGAUGAUGAUGAUAAGGUCGCAGAGUACUGGAACUCAGAUCAUCACAAGUUUGAAUGGUCAAAUUAUAUGCAGAGUCUGGAUUCACGUUCUUGGCAUGCCCUUGGGCUGGGAGUACCUGAGAGUUUUUUGUCAAGAGGUCAGUAUUUUUAUUACUUAAGAAUAUGUAGUAUAGCUCUAUCUCUGAUCACCUGAGGGAGGUUCUUAAAGGGGCCAUUAUUGAUGAAAGUGACUGAUAUCUGAACAACAAAAUGUCAUCACCAGGGACAACUGAUUAAAUACAAUUUAAUUAAUUAUAUAUUUAUGGUAUUUAUCUUUAUUGAAGAUGCCAACUCCAUUUAUUUAUAAAUUAACAAAUUAUUCCUUCUUUAUUAAAACCAUUAAGAAAUAAUCACAUGAUGAUAAAAGUUUAAAAAAUGCACUGUAGAAGUACAUGAAGAAGGGAAAAAUUAAGAAUCCAGCAUCUACUGAAUUAAUAAGGUUGUUGUCUGUGAGCUGAAUAUUUUUAUAUUUUUCCUGCACUGGACUUUAUUGAUGACUGCCUGCUUAGGUUUUUUGAAAAAUCAGGGAAUAGUCAAUCAUGUCAUUAAAUUAUUAGAAAAUCAUUUCCUUAGUUCCACUUUUCUCUGAUUUGCAGAAAAGCCACAUUUUGACCCAGAACUUCCUUGGAAAGAGAAACCAAUGAAAGUUACCAGUGUCAUUGAUGUGCAUGUAUGUACAUAGAUUAUAAGCAUGGUAUUAAAACUAAUCCUUUACACUUUAACAUCAAAUUGAAUAUGCAAGUUCUCAAUACUGUUCUCUAUAUACAUUUUCUACAGUACUUACAAAGAGAAUUUGUCUAACACUUGAGAGCUUCUUGAGUUGGCAAUCAUUUCCUUUAUUCUCAUGACCUUAAUAUUUGAUUCAGGGGGGAUGCUGUUGGGAAAAAUUGGAUGCUUAUAAAGAAUAAUUGGGAGUUUUUCAUGAAGUGAUGAUGUGGUUUACAAAAUUGUUCUGCUCAAGAAUAUUUUCUGAUGAAAUGGGUGAACAAAGCAGACACUUAAUAUGUGACUCUCCAUUUCAACUUUGCAUGGAAGUUAUGAAUGAAUAAACCCACCUGCUGAAAAUGGAAAUUAUACUUGCAAAUCAUUUGUCAAACUGAAAAGAUUUCACCAAUUAUUACAAUUUACUGGUAAUUUGCAACCUGGUUUAAAGGACGUUCUUUAUUAUCAUUUUUUUUUCCCCACAGAAAAUUGCACUUGACAAGUUGCUGUUGAGACUUCACAAAAUGUAUGAGGCGAUUGGGCAAGCCACUCAGACAACAAUAGACCCCAUUUUGAAAGAUCAAAAAAUUGAGACAGUGAUGGGAAAACUUGAACGUAUGUUAAUUUACAAAAGUCAUUGAUUUGACAGCAAUGUGUGCAAAAUUUACUGAGCGACUUUUGUCAGAUCUAAAUUAAAUGCCUUUCUGCCUUUGUUCUGUACUCAAUUACAUAACAUAACAAUUCUUUGGAAGGUUUUGCUUUGCAUAAACUUCAAAUACUUUGCUACAUUCUAAAGAAAGUUGUGUUUCUCUUUCUAGUGGAAGUAGAGGGAGGCUCAGCUAUGGAAAAACAGCAGGUAGAGGAUUUCAUUUGUGGAAAAAAAUUGCCUUAAUAAGUUGAAGAUGUAUAAUUUUUGACUUAAUUAAAAUGUUCAAAAAACCUAAUUUUGGUAUUUUCAGAAGCCUGCCUUAAUUGUCUCAGAGUCAAUGAUAAUUAUAGCUGUAUUGAUUUCAUUAUUUUUAUAUACCACACAAGUGAAUAGUGCUUUUCAUACAUGCCAAUUAAUGGCUUAAUAAUGUUUGGGAAGUGAGUAACCAGAGUGCUAUUCACCUCAGGGCAGUUGAAGACAAAAGCGUGUCUCAUAAGUUUAAUUUCCAACCAUUUUUUGUAGCAUUAAAAGAAAUAACUAAUCUUUCGAUUGUAAAUACUAAACAGUUAUUCACCUCAGUGUCAGUGGAAGUUGUGGAUAUUUACCUCAACUAUGGUGAAUUAUUGUUAAGUGCAAUUAAUACCAGUGUGAUAAUAAUAUUAUUGUUAUUGUGAUAAUUAAUAAAAUUACGAAAUUCAUCAUCUUUCCACACAUUUGAAAAAUUUUAUCCACAAAAGUAUAUGUUAGUCUGAAUAUAGGUGCAGAAUAGUUUAUCUAAUAAAAAUACCUGAAUAUUUUUUUAUUUCUAUCAAUUUCUCUCAACAGGUUGCACCACUACCAGUAUCAAAACAUGCAAGUCAUAUCAGUUUGCCACAUAUUGGAAGCCCAAUAGCUCGGCAGAAGAGUACAUUUUCCACUGAGAAGUACCCAGUCAUCAUACAUGAGCCUUCAGCUGUUAGAACAGCCAGACGUGUAAGUCUCUGCCUUGUCCAGCAUGUGUUGAAGUUGCUAAUAUUCAUAUUUUAUCAAUUUUGAUACCACUUAAAAUGAGGAGAAAGAGGUUAUUGACCAUUUAACCCCCAAGAGUGAUUAGCAUCUAAUUUCUCCUUACAAUAUCACCCCCCAAUCAAACGUGAAGGUCAUGAGAAUAAAGGAAAUUAACUUCUUAGUUAAACAGUUUAAUUCUCCUUAUUAGCACCUUGGGAUAUGAUAGAAAACAGUAUGGAGAAUAUACAUACUGAUGUUAUAGUGUAAAGGGUUAAAGAGGAGAGAAAGGAAGGAAUAGAUGGUCAUGUUACUCCACCGAAAUAUGCCAGUCAGAUAACAUCUUAAUGGUGUUCAGGACAACUUGGUCAGCGAAGAGACUUGUAGACUUGAUGGUGUGUAGUUAAAUUCCAGAAAGCUCUUGUCUAAGCCAAUUGAUUUGUUCUAGUGCUUAAACUUCAGGGGCCAGUUGUAGAGGGCAGAUAACACUAUCCAACAAAAAAAUUGCUAUGCAGUGGAUGAGUGAUAGUAAAACAUACGCGUUAUCCACUGGAUAGAGAUUUAUUCAGUGGAUAAUGUUAUACAAUCUUUUAAUAACUAGAAAUAGCGUAUAAAAUAUAAGCAUAUAAAUAUAGAAAUAGCCUUUCAAUGAUGCAUGUUGUGCCGUAGUUUGUACCAGCUUGAGUCAGUAAAGUCUCACAGUUACCUACAUUAAUACUACUUCGAUAGAAUCCAACGAAACUGUAUCCCCAGCACUCCUCAUCUUGGUGUGAAGAUUUCGAAGGAGGUUAUAGAAUUCCAAGAAUUUUCAAAGUGAAAUCAAAACAAAACUCCAGAGUGCAAAAAGGCAUUGUGCAGGUCAGUUAAUACUAAAGACUGAAAAGAAGUGAUUUCUCCCAAGUCAUGAGCAAGUGUUCUAUUUUUAAAAUUAGUGACUACAAGCUUAAUUUUCUUUUUUCCAGCGAUAUUGGAUGCUUAGUAGAUUAAUAUAUUAUUUUAGAUCUGUUACAGUGUCAAAACAAAAUUUUUAUCUCAUGCAUUGUGAAAAUUUUGUUAUUCCCUUAGCCACGUUAUUUACUAAGAAAUGAGGAAAGUCCUAAAAGUGAGCGGCAAGUUAUUGAAUUGUAAGUUUCAAAAUAUCUUUAGCUUUCUGAAAAUUAAAGAUAAUUAAAAUAUGUUAAAUUAAAAGCUGAACAAGCAUUGGAUAGGAGAGAGGGAGUGAUUGAUGGAAAGAUGGUUUAUAUUCAUAGGUAUUAAAUAUGCCAACUCUCUUGGAUUAUCUAAGGGUCUCCUGGAUUCUGAACUUAUCUCCCAGUCUCCAGCACAGUUUGCUAAAAAUGGAAACAAUUGUCAUUUUUUCAUAUAGUAGCUAAAAAGGGGAAAUCAAGUAUAUUUGGUCAGGAAAGGUUUCCUCUUUGUGAAUGUUUUGCUGAUUAUAGAAAUUUUGCAUCCAUGUUAGUGAUAACAGUUCAUGGGAGAGGCUGGGAUAAAGUGGUGUUUGAGGGUGGGUGGGUGGAGGGGUUCUUGAUUGAAGAAAUUCUCCUCCCACCCACUCUUAGAGAUCUUCAGAUUUCAGUUUUCCAGUGGGUUGCAUUUCAGGAAACCUAGCACAUACUCUAGCUGACAAAAGAUGAUUUGAAGUCCUGCAUUACUGUUAGUAUCAAAAAAUUGGUACUCAACACAUUUUUUCAAUUCCAAUGUUAGAGAUCUUGCCAAUACAUCCUUGUGGAAGCCAUCUAUGCUAAAGAAAAUAGUUACAGCAUUGAAAGGUAUAGUACAGUAUUUUAUUACUGAUUACGAUGUUAAGAUGAAAGGUUCUUUAACCUUUAACUCAUAUGAGUGACCAAGAUGGAAUUUCUCCCAACAAUAUCAACACAACAUCAAGCAGACAAGUGAUAAGAAUAAAAAAAGAUAUCAAUUACCAAAUUCUCCAAACUAACAUCAUAAAAAUUGUACAGCAGACUUUCAGUAAGGAGAAUUGCUCAUUAUAUCUUGGGAAUGAAUGGGUUUGCCGGUAAGAAAUUUAUCUCACAACAUCUGAUGAUUAAUCAGUUCUCUCCUCUUGCUGAUACUCAUCUCCUUGUGUGGAUAAGUUUUUACAUUCUCACGACACAUCGCAUUUUUGUGGAAAUUGAAUUGAGUGUGAAGCAAGGUUUAUUGUCAAUUGCAUUUCCAGAAGUUAAAGAGUUAAACUGGGAAUAGAGUCUUUCAGUAGGUUUUUUGCUCUCAUUGGUUUGAUGGCUAUAAUAGAGUAAUUUUCAGUAUUAUUUUCUGUAUUUGAUUCAGGAAUGUUUUACAUUUGCUGGAAUUCACUUUUACAAUAAUUGAUAAUAGAUAAUAAUUAUUACCAUCAUCAUAUGAUAACGACUUUCCAAAAUCUCACUGAUACUUCUCCUUACUGUCUGCCAUACAGUUAAUGUGCUGUUAGUUCAGAGAAUAAGGUAUUGUAUCAACAAACAAUCUCCUAACUUAUAUAUAUUUUUGUUUUAUUCACAUCACUAAUGUCUGCUUGAUAUUGUUUUGAUAUUGUAAGUGAACAGUUUCUCUUGGUCACUCAGGGGUUAAUGGUUAAGAUCUGAAUUGUUUGAUCCAACAGCAUUUACGCCAAUGCAGAGAGAGCAGUCAUUAGUUGUACAAGGUGAUGGUCCCAGGUGGAACAGAAUUCAGGUAAUGACGAAUUAUUUUAUUACCCAAUAUGUAAUUUUGUUGUACAGUAAGGGUAUCACUGCUACAUGUACAUGUAAAUUGUUAAAUUAAUGAAAGAAUCAUUUCCUUAUAGACUUUGUUGAGUGAAAGAGGUGUGUUGUCUUCAAAUUCAACAGUAGCUGCGGAAGCUGUUAAGGUAAUGCUCACUUAGCAAUGUACACCCUUAAAUCAGUGUGCAUAUUCUCCUUUCACUUUGUUAUACAUUUCUCAAAGGACUAACAAGGAGAAUUUGCCUAACAAUCAAAGUCUGCUUUAGUAGGUGAAUAUUUCUUUCAGUCUCAAGGCCUUCUCAGACUUUUUAUAUUUAGUGAAAAAGGUAAAAAACGUUCUCUGGUUAAAAAGGUUUUAAAAUAUGAGCUUUCAGCUAUUAUACUAUAGCCUUUAACGUUCAUAUAUAUGGACUAUAGUAUAAUAGCCGAAAGCUCAUAUUUUAAAACCAUUUUAACCAGAGAACGUUUUUUUACCUUUUUCACUAUGUCAUAUCCUGGUUACAGUUCAAUUUUUAAUUUUUAUAUUUAAUUUAUUAGAUUUAAAUGUGAGCAAUUAUUGUGUAUACACCCUGUACUUCAUAAUGCAGACCAAGCACUGUAAAGUGUCCAAUCUAUUCAAGGCUGUCCAAUUCCUUAAGGACAUCUUUAGGUUGUUUAAGAUUCAAGACCCAGAAAGUCAUAUUCUAUUUGGUGGCACACAGCCAUUCAGACCACCAUAAAAUAGUAACCUCCUAGAAUUAUUUAUUCACUGUGAGUUGCGUACUUUAACCUCUGACUAUAUAUUCUUUUUAAAGUUAGAUUCCUCUGUAAGUAAAAUGUGAUUCACAGUUCUUUUCCUCUUAUUUAGACUAUUGGUCAGCUCAAGUGCCGUGAGAAGUGUGUUAUAGAUACCUUGACUGAAGUGGUAUGUACUGGUUCAAUAACCCUUUGGACUCCUGAGAUCUGAUUAUUAAUUCACCCUUUAGCUGCUACACAUUUCCUUAUAAAUUAAUUAGGAGAAUUUGGUCUUGGAUGAAGAAAAAACUUGUACCUGAUAAAUUUGAGUAUCCGUGUUACCUUUUAGCUUGAAAAUAUAUAUGGACAAAAAGGGAGAGGUUACAAGUUAAUCACUUCUGAGAAUUAAAGGUUUAAUGAAUAUUAGUGCUCUUAUGAGAAUUUAAGUUGAACAUCUCUCAGAUUGUUCAUUUAAGAUUUAAAACUAGGGAGAGGGCAGAUAUGAUGGUUGAUUUGCAAAAAAGCAUUUGCAAAGAAAUGUCAUAAACUGAUUUAGGAUUUUCCACAUGUAUUAUGGAACUCCCCUUGAGAAUCUUUUUGUUACUGUUAUUUAGAGCCAAUUUCUGGUUAAGAUACUUAAAUCUCAGACGGUGUGCCUCUUUGAUUGUUUAUCGUUUCACAAAAAGAUCUGACAAGGCAAAAUAAAAAAAUGUGCCACUCAAACUGUAUGUAUUAAUAUUCUAUUGCUCUUUUUCAGAUAAAACAACAAAAAGACCCAAAAGUCUGCUAUGAAGCAAGCAAGGCAUUAAUCUUAUUAGGUGAAUUCUUCAUUUUUGGUUUUGGAUUAACUGCAAAUUUCUCAUUUUCUUCAUUAACAUUCCAUAGCCACACCCUGAGACACAACAAUAUCAUCAGCUGAGCCACAUUUACAAUCUCCUCAACUAGACUUUGUCUUGAUAAUAUUAUUAUUUUCUUGACUUAAAACUAAUUGUUAUUAAAGACCAGGGUAGGUUGGUAUGUGAAUAUGUUAAAUGACUGUUACAUGGCUCAUUUCUUCUAUCUUCUACCCUAGGGACAUGGGAUCCUUAUGGUAUGGCAGUUAUAAGACAAUACAUCAACAAAGGUUAGAAAAUCUCAAAAUACUCUUUGCAAGCAUUGCACAUUGAGAGGAGAACACUUCCCAUGGCUUCUUGCAAAAAUGUAGAGCACCAUCUUUACAUAAUACAUGAGAAAAAUAGUGUGACACUUCAGCCCACUGGGGGAAAUCCAGUUACUCUGGCAUUUCUUAAUGUGAUGCUUUACAGACCUAAAUAUCAUCAUUUCACAAGUGUUGAUCAAAUGUUGAUGAAGGAACUUUUCCUUCACUUUGUUUACUUUACAGGCUAUAUAAGUGACUUUCAGUUUUCUGAAUAUCUUUUAGUUGAUUUGAACCAAUUUUAGCAAUAUUUCCUGAAAUUCUCUCUCUUCUUUCCAGGCAAUAAGGAUGUUGUGUUGGAAUUAUUAUCAACAAUGACUAAAGCUAGAGAUAUAGCUUUUGUGGACAAGGUAACUACAAUACUCUUACUUCUAACUUUUAGUUUGAGUUGAUGCACUCCCCCCCCCCUCUCUCUCUCUUCAGAGAUAUAAAAAGCAAUGUUAAAGAGUGAAAACUGGGUGUCACAACGCUCACAACAACCAAUCAAAGGAAAGAAAAUACCACAAACUGUCUGGAAAACCUUAAAAAAAAUGAUGGGGGUAACUAAACUAGCAUCCCAUUUAGGGGAAAGGGGGGCAGUGCUCUUUUUUGGGGGGGGGGGGGGGGCACCAAAAAUUAUUCCUUAAAUCCUUGGCACACUAUGAAGCAAAGGUGAUUUAAUAAAGUAAUCACCUUCUAUUUUAGACCACCAAAGAGUUUAAGCAGAUGGUCAGUUUACUAAUACACACUGUAAAGACCCAGUCUCCCGAGCUAGCAUUUCAUGCAGCAGUGAGUCUUGGUCGAUUGUGUGUGGUUGAACCAGUCUCAAAGAUGUACCUCAUCACCAGGCUUCCUGGGUUGUCUCCACGUGACAAGGGAGAGGUAAGAGUUUGGCCUUUAAACAGAGGGAAAGAUAUAGCUUUUUAUGCAUUAAAUCAAACUACUGAAUAACCCAUAGGAAUAUGUGGAUUGGAAUAUUGAAACUAUGAAACUCUCGAAUGUAAUUUGUUUUUUCCAUAGGCAUUGUACGUUUUGAUUAAACAAAUGAAUUGUAAGGAAAAACUGGUCUUGGAUGCGUUAUUAGAACAGCUGAGUACGGCUCACAACUGGAAGGUGAGUUUGUCUCUUUAUUUUCCAUUCAACCCUAUCGAGUUUAUUAAAAGAAUCGCUAAGGUUGUUCAAUUCACCUACACGGACUAAGUCUGCGAAUUUUUAUAACUCUAGAUAUGUGUUUUCUUUGCGUGCCAACCUUAAAUGGUGAACCGUAAGUAAAACAUGUCAUCAGCUUGAUUUAAGGCGGGAGAAACUAGGUCCCAGACCACUCACUUUAAGCGUAGGAAAAACGUGACACGCGCCUGUAAAUAUUGCAAAAAGCGUGAAAGUGCGUGUAGUAGCAUUAACAAAAAGGACACUUGUUGACAAGAUGACUGUCAGUUUUAAUAGAGCAUGUUGCCUGAACUUCGCAUUCUUAGGCAGCUUAAAAACCAAAACCUCAAGAUAUUCGGUAGGACAAACUGUCUAAAUAAAAGUUGAUACCGACUUUGUUUUCUCCCUUUGUUUGACAGCUAAGAAUGGAAGCAGCUGAUUUACUCAUUUUUGUUGGUACGUGGAGAUUUAGUUUCUUAAUUUGUUUUCUUAAAUAAUUAUUCAAUCUUGUUCCAGUUCAAUCAUUUUUAAGCUACAGAGAGUAGUUUGGACGUUGACUUAGUGGUUAAGCGUUACGUUUACGGAGAAACUGAAAAUAUUUGAGUUUCUCAGCGUCUAUUGUUUGCUCAAUUAGGUACUAUAGUUUGCUUAGCUACGAACAAGACACUCGCAGAAGAUGUUUCAAGGAUCAUAGGAAUGGCUAGGAAUUGGAAUGAGAACGGAAGUCCGUUUUUGUUUUUGCUAGUUUGCUAUAAUCUUAACUCCUAAACUUCCUACGGUAGCGAAUUUUCAACCGCUGUUGAAGUUUGCCUUUCAGUUUAAUUUUUAUUUGGGAAAUUUCAGGAUCAAGAGACGUUUUUAAAGUGAAAAGUUCGGAUGAAGUGUUUGAUACACUGGAAGAGCUUCUUUGGGAUCACGCUAAUAAGGUAUACGAAGUUAUGAACUAAACAAAUUAACAAAUGUUUACUGCGGGAAGCAUCGUUAAUAAUAUUGCGCAUGAAAGCCUUGAUAAAAACGUAUUAGGGGGUUUAAACACGAGAUUUUAAAAAGUGAUAGUUAAAAUUUUUCUGCCCCCUAGUCAAAAUUGUUUAGUUUUGUUUCUUGGUGUUCCGCUUUGUAGGAAUUGAGAAGUAAAGUGUCCGAAGCAUUGAGCUCGCUUGGCUUGCGACAAAGAGCAUGUCAACUGGUGCUAAGGUACAUUUUAAAUCUUGGAAUUUUAAAAUCUCUCGGACCUUUUCUCCGUCACAUAGUAAAAUUAGCUUAGUUAUGUCCAGUUCUCUGUCCGUAGAGACAAACGAAUAAGGGUGCCAGAGAAAAUCGCCGGGGUCUAAGACAGGAGUAGCCCUAUUUCUCUCUUCCCUCUUCUGCUCUGACGAAGGGAUAACGCUCGAAACGUCAGCCUUUCAGCUCUUUACAGUGGUCAAUUUACGUUUUCAACUCAGUUGUUAGCACUAAAUUGCCUGCUAUACUCUCCCACCGACGCAGCACCACAGUUUCUUUAGAAACUUACCUCCUUUGAUCAGAGAACUAACUCGUUCACAGUGGUCUCGUUUCUAGUGGGGAAGUGUAGUACUACCACGACGAAGGUGAGAAUGAGAGAGAAAAUGUGAAAACGAUGAAGAGGAGCUUCAUCUGAAUCCAUAUUUUUCUUGUCUCUUUUGUUUGUUCCAGUGUAAUUUUUUUUUUUUUUUUGGGGGGGUGGGGAAGGCUGGGGUUGCUUCUGAAUGGCCAGCUUUAUUAUUGUUUAUGAUUUUUGUGACUGGCCAUUUUGAGUGUUUCAAUCUUGCAUGGCUGUUAAAUACCCAACUAAAAUCUGUCACGAACUCUUUGCUUAACCCUUACUUUGGUUUCGCAUUUGAACCAGACGACUAGAAGACCCAGCAGAAGAAGUUCGCGGGCGUGCAGUCAUUUCCUUGGUAUGCAAAUUAAUAAUUUUUUUAAAAUAAUAUUGCUGUUUUGAUUAUCUUAAUUUAUUCAUUUAUUUCGGAUUUGUUGCGUUUUUUUUUUGUUUAACUUUUGUUUUUUAUUGUUAUUGUCAUUGACAGUGUCAUUAUUGUUUUUGGUUUCCUUGCCAUUUCAUUAUCAUUAUCAAUUUUUUUGUCGUUACCGUUAUUCAUUUGUUUUUCAGGCAAUAACCCUUUAACCUUUAAGAGUGAUUAGCAUCUAAUUUCUCCUUUCAGCAUCAUCCUGAAUUAAACAUUUAUGGUAAUAAGAGUAAAGAAAAUGAUCAUCAACUUAAUGCGCUCGUGAUUGUUAAACAAAAUCUCCUCUUGUCAGACCCAUAGGAAAUUUAUAGAAGGCAGUAUAGAGAAUAUCUAUCCUAAUGUUUAUGUGUAAAGGGUGUAGCUUUCGUUAUGAAUUACAGGAUUUCCCAUUCAAAGCUGAAGUCUGAUCUGUCGUUGUUUCGUCACAGAGAGACGACAAUUUUAGACUCAGAUUCUGGCAACGGAACGCACGAGUUGAUACUUGAUGUUUUUUUUUCAUCCACAGGCGACUCUAGAGAUGAAAGGAGUGAAAGAAAUGAAGGCGCUGUUAGACAUCUUAGAACUGGACUCUAGUGGUUAUGUCAGAAUACAGGUGACGUUAAGUACUCUGUGUUUUUGUAUCAUAGAGUCUUCCUGAAAUAUGCUUCAAAUCUUUGCGAUAUGCAUGCACUGUCAGGAAAACAAGAUACUGUCACGGAAUUUGGCCUCUGUUUUUUACCAAGUUAUUAUGCAAAAAUGAGCGAAAAUCACCAAUGUGUUGGCUAUCAUAAUAAUAAGUUGAAGAUUUGAUCUCCAGUUGAAAAACUGUUCUCUGUUCCUCAGGUUGUGAGAGCCUUUGGUCUUAUGGAGUGGAGCGAUCCAAGAAUCCUUCGAAGUCUAAAAGAGCGGGAGAAAGGCGAAGGGGCGUUAGCAAAGUGAGGAUGUUAAAGGAGAUAGAAUGUAUUAACAUUUUUUUCUGAAAAAUGAGAAAAAGGGAGAAAAAAUUUAACUUCAACCAAUUACUUUUCCAUCAUAGAAUAUCAGAUUUCGAUUGAAAAGCUUUUUAGUGGACGUCAUCAAUAAGUGUCCUUUGUUUUUCUUUCAGAGAAGCAAGAAAAACACUGGCUUAUUUAACAAGGUUAGUACUUGUGGUUGUUUAG